CAGAAGCUGCACCCCCAGACAGCUCAUUUCCCCAGCUCCUGCCUCACCACUCAGACAUCUGGUGAGGUCCCUGCGCCGGUUCAGCCAUGGGCUGGGCGCUGAGCAGGGUCCCGCUUGCCUGGGUGUUGGUGGCUUGGGUAAGAGGGGCUGAGCAGUCACAGGAGCUAUCCUCCUCUGCAGGGUUUUCAGAGUGCAAGGCGGCCCUGAAGCUCCCAAGUCUGGAAGUUCUGCCGGGGGGGGGCUGGGAUAACCUCAGGAAUUUGGAUAUGGGCAGAGUCAUCAACCUGGGCUACUCACUGUGCAAGACCACGGAAGACGGAUCUUAUAUCAUCCCAGAUGAGGUCUUCACUAUCCCUCGCAAGCAGAGCAACCUGGACAUCAACUCCGAGAUCAUUGAGUCCUGGAAAGAUUACCAAAGCAUCACCUCUGCCUCCAUCAACCUGGAGCUGUCCCUCUUCUCCUCCAUCAAUGGCAAGUUCUCCUACGACUUCCACCGGGCCAAGACCCACCAAGUGAAAGACCAUGCUGUCACCACCCGAGUGCAAGUUAGGAACCUGGUUUACACUGCCAAGAUCAGCCCAGGGGCAGUCCUGGACAAGGGCUUCAAGAAGCAGCUGCUGACCAUCGCCAGCCACCUGGAAAACAACCAGACACGGAUGGCUGAUUUUCUGGCUGAGGUGCUGGUGCUUAACUAUGGCACACACACCAUCACCUCUGUGGAUGCCGGAGCCUGCUUGGUGCAGGAGGAUCAGAUCAAGGCAACCUUCCUGAAGGACAGCUGGGCCACACGGAGUGCUGUCACCGCCUCGGCUGGCAUGGCCUUCCACAGCAUCAUCAGUGUGAAAAACACAGAGUCCCUGGAUGUCAGCUCUGGCUUCACCAAGCAGUAUCUGGAGAACCGCACCAACUCCAGGGUAGAGAGCAUUGGUGGGACCCCCUUUUACCCAGGCAUUACCCUCAAGACCUGGCAGGAGGGGAUCAGGAACCAGCUGGUGGCUCUCGACCGCUCAGGGCUGCCCCUGUACUUCUUCAUCAAUCCCAGCACCCUGCCAGAGCUGCCCACCCCCAUGGUGAAGAAGCUGGCCAGGCACGUGGAUAUGGCUAUCCGCCGCUACUACACCUUCAACACCUACCCAGGCUGCACCGAUGCCACCUCGCCCAACUUCAACUUCCAUGCCAAUGCUGAUGAUGGCUCCUGCGAGGGUGCCAUGAACAACUUCACCUUUGGGGGAGUCUUCCAGGAGUGUACCGGGCUGGCCGGCCCUGACACCAGCAUGCUGUGCCGGGGGCUGGAGCAGAGGAACCCCCUCACUGGUGCUUUCUCCUGCCCCACCACCUACACUCCAGUGCUGCUGGGCGCGCAGGAGCGGGAGGAAGGCCAUAGCCAUCUGGAGUGCCACAACAAGUGCAUCCUGGGCAUCUUCUGUCACCGCGAGUGCCAGGACAUCUUCUGGCUCUCCCGGGUGCAAUUCAGCGCCUACUGGUGUGCCCCGAGCGGGCCAGUGGCCCCAAGCUCAGGAUACCUAUUUGGGGGGCUGUUCAGCACCCACAGCACCAACUCCAUCACUGGUGCUCAGUCCUGCCCCUCAGGGUACUUCCCACUGAAGCUCUUCGAUGAGCUCAGGGUGUGUGUGAGCCUGGAUUAUGAGCGAGGUGGCCAGUACGCAGUGCCCUUCGGGGGCUUCUUCAGCUGCCAGGCAGGGAACCCCUUGGCGGGGCAGCACCAGGGCACUGCUGAGGACCCCCAUGCCAAGAGCUGCCCCCCAGGCUUCAGCCAGCACUUGGCACUCAUCAGCGAUAGCUGUCAGGUGGAGUACUGCGUCCAGGCUGGCAUCUUCACAGGGGGCUCACUGCCACCUGCCCGUCUGCCACCCUUCACCCGGCCCCCUGCCAACCUGCCAGCCAUCGACACUGUGCUGGUGAGCAGCAAGGACGGGGACAGGGCCUGGGUCAGGGAUGGGCAGAGCCACACGUGGCGGCUGGCGCAGCCAGAAGAGAUCCAGCACGCGGCAGAGAUGGUGAGGGGCCAGGUGCUGACAGGGGGCAAGGUGGCUGGCAUCACUGUGGCAGUCCUGGCAGGGCUGACCACCAUCCUGGCGACGAUCUGCUACAGCCACCGGAGGUACAAGGUGAGGGGGUACCGCGCAAUGGGUGAAGGGGACAGCCUAGCUGCUGCAAGCCCCAACAACAGCACUGUGCUGACCGUGGGCGAGGCGUACCAGGAGCAGCCAGUGGGACUGACAGCGUAAGAGCCUCCCCCACUUUCCAGGUGAUGCCUUGCGCCCCAAACCCAGGCAAAGCCCCCUGCCCACGCCCCUUUCCAGGGGCAAAGCUGCGCAGCACCCCCAGCCCCCUACCCCUGAAACCAAAGGUCUGUGUCACCACGAAGGCCCCAGCCUUGCCCCUCCAUUGAGGGUACACAUGCUCUUGCCCUCCACUAGAUCCCCAGGCUCCAGCCUCCAGCACCUGGAAGGCUCUGUGGUCCUUCAGACGUCCCUCCCCAGCUGACUGAGAGGCUAACUCCCUGGGCCAACCCAUUAUCAGGACACACCGCAAUACCCUUCUGCCAGCCCCUGCACCUCCACAGCUCCAUCUCCUCCCUCCAGACCGUCCUGGGACGCUGCCCCUUCAGAGGUCAGCAAGUCACCCCUUCGCUGCAAGCCAUGCCCCAGCUGCCUCUCCCCCUCAAAACCAAACAAGGGGACCCAGGGCCCUUCAACAAGCCGCUGGGAACACUGAGGUGCCCAAGGAGAAGGAGAUCCUGAGCACAGCCAUCUUCCCCCUGGGCUGGCCCCAAAGAGCCAGGGGAAGCUGUACAACCUCCCCCGGCACACGGGAACACCAGCAGGGCUUAAGCGUGUCCACCAUAGAGACAAACCAUUGCUGCUUUGAAAAACACGGGGUCAGGAUGCAUGCUGGGGCCCAACUCCUGGGAGAAAAACCCCAGCCCCCUAAGCCCAGAGAAGACCCCCCAGCUACUGCAGGCACCCAGCACCAGGACAGCCAUCACCAGCAACGCUUCGCCUCACCUCGCGGGGAAGGAGGGAGCAGAGGGGUCCCACGGAGACACACAUGGUUAGCCACUGACCUCUGCCUGCUGCAACUGGAGGGCCAGCCCCGUCUCCAUGUAUAUCUAUCAGGAUAGAUAUACACACGCAUGCAGAGAGGCACGGAUCAAUUUUAUUUCAGCCAGCAACUAAUUGCGUAGGCAAAUGGCAUUAAAAAAAGACAGGAAAAAAAAAAAAA
Falco peregrinus (peregrine falcon) is the source of this 3246-nucleotide messenger RNA. It is a transcript of the gene MPEG1, whose product is annotated as macrophage expressed 1. The coding region runs from base 87 to 2249 and encodes 720 amino acids. The transcript has a single exon. The record is from RefSeq and is a predicted model, not a curated record. Gene Ontology annotation, biological process: defense response to bacterium. NCBI's taxonomy places the organism in Eukaryota, Metazoa, Chordata, Aves, Falconiformes, Falconidae.